UUGGGACUAUCCAGACGACAACGAAGUGUCACUGAGCUCGUUUGACGAGGGCCAUGGAUCGAUCGCCGCGUCGGCCGAGGAGAUCACGCCGGCGAUUUCCGGAGCCGUCGGGGAGUCCAGCUGUCCAUACAGAUACGACGUGUUCCUGAGCUUCCGUGGCGAGGACACCCGCAACGGCUUCGUCAGCCACCUCCACGCGGCGCUGCACCAGCGAGGGAUCGCCGCGUUCAUGGACGACGAGGAGCUCCGGAAGGGCGAGGAGAUCGGGCCGGCGAUCCUCAGAGCCAUCGGGGAGUCGGGGAUCUCGAUCGUCGUGUUCUCGGAGGACUACGCGUCCUCUGGCUGGUGCUUGGACGAGCUGGUGAGGAUCGUGGAGUGCAUGGAUACGAUGAGGCAGAUCGUGUGGCCGGUGUUCUACAAGGUGGAUCCGUCGGACGUGAGGAGGCAGAGGGGGAGGUACGGGCAAGCCCUGAUCAAGCACGAGGAGAGGUUGAAGUCGAAGGGCGGCGAUUCGGAGAAGGUGGAGAGGUGGAGAGAAGCACUGACCAAAGCAGCUAACAUCUCAGGCUGGCAUUUGGUUGACGAGCGCGAGUCUGACGUCAUUCACAGCAUUGUCAAGAGUAUAUGGGCCGAGCUGAAUCGCAAUCAGUUACCUGUCCCUGAGAACCUGGUUGCCAUGGAUUCGCAUGUGUCCCAUAUGCAUACUUUGCUAGACAUGGAAUCAAAUGAGGUCCGCAUGGUCGGAAUUUGCGGACUUGGAGGAAUAGGGAAGACGACUAUCGCCAAAGCUACUUACAAUGCUUUUUCGCACAAAUUUGAGUGUCGCAGCUUUCUUUUCAAUGUUAGAGAAACUUGCGAGAAAUCCGCAGACGGCCUACUUCAGCUUCAAGAGACACUUGUUUCUCAGGUAAUGUGGGAUGAUGCUCUGAAGCUUGGCAAUGUUCACAGAGGUGUGAGCAUGAUAAAGAGUAGACUUUGCAAAAAAAAGGUCCUCAUUGUCAUCGACGAUGUGAAGCUGUUGGAGGAAUUGAAAAACCUAGUUGGAGGACGUGAUUGGUUUGGUUGUGGGAGUAGAAUCAUCAUAACGACUAGAGAUGAACGUUUACUGGCUCGUCAUGGCGUAGACAGUAUAUACAAGGUUCGACCAUUAGAUCGUUCAAAGGCUCGUAUGCUCUUCAAGUCAAUUGUUUUCAAGGAUUUUUCUCCCCUUCCAGAUUAUGAAGAGCUUUCAUACAGCAUAGUGGAUUACACCAAAGGACUUCCUUUAGCUAUUAAAGUUUUGGGUUCUUCUCUUAAAGAUAGAAAAUUAUUUCAAUGGAAAGACACAUUAGAUAAAUUGAAGAGUGUUUUCAAUGGAGAAAUCUUCGAUGUGCUGAAAAUAAGCUUUGACAGUCUAGAUGACUGUGAGAAGGAUAUUUUUCUUGACAUCGCAUGUUUUGUCAAGGGAGAGAGUAUAAGUUAUGUGAGAAAAAUUUUGGAGAGCUGUGAUCUCUACCCGGAUAUCGGAAUUGAUGUUCUUAUAGAAAAGUCGCUCAUCACUAUUGAGUAUGGGAAGCUGGAGAUGGAUGAUAUGAUUCAAGAAAUGGGAAGAGAAAUUGUUCGGAAGGAAUCUCGCAAAGAGCCAGGGGAGCGCAGCAGAUUGUGGUUCUAUGAGGAUGUGCUUCAUGUUCUAACAGAAGGCACGGGAACUAAUAAAGUGGAAGCAAUAAUGCUCAAGUUGGCUGCUCCUGAAGAAGUACACUUUAGUGCUCGAGCCUUCAGAAACAUGAAAAGGCUCAGAAUUUUCUCAGCUCGCAAUGUAUACCAUUCAGGUGUUCCCAUAAACUUUCCCGCUCAAUUAAGAUGGCUGGAAUGGCCCGAUUACUCUCCACCAUCGGAGCCAUUCAAUACAGGCCUAGACAGGAGACUUGUAGGCCUAGACCUGAGUAAAAGCAGCAUCCGCAUAUUGGGGAAGGAAUUCGAGCUUUUUAGAAAUUUGAGGUCUGUUAAUUUCAGCCACUGUACAUUGCUGAGUGAAAUUCCCGAUGUAUCGUCACUGCCAAAUCUUGAGAGUUUGGAUCUCCAAGAGUGCUCCAAUCUUGUUGAGGUUCAUCAGUCUCUUGGGCGUCUUGACAAGCUCGUAUAUUUGAACUUUUUGAACUGCUGCAAUCUUAGCUGUUUCCCCAGCAUUAUGAAGUCAAGAUCUCUUGAAAGUUUGAUUCUUAGAGAUUGCUCAAAGCUUUCGAGGUUUCCAGAUAUUCUUGUACCAGUGAAACGUCUGAAAACACUUGCGCUUCAUGAGACUGCCAUUGAAGAACUACCCUCUUCUUUUGCGAAUCUCGUCGAACUAAAAGAGUUGUAUUUAAGAGACUGUGCGGACCUUAAAAACCUUCCUUGUAGCAUCUAUACACUGCAGCAUCUUGAGCGUAUUUUUGUUGAUGGUUGCUCACAACUUAACAAGUUCCCGGAAUGUUUGUGUGAAUCAAGUGAUUGCACCAAUGUCUCUCUCCCGUUAGCCCUUCCAAGCGUUAUCAACUUGAAUAUGCAAAGAUGCAGCUUAUCAGAGCUUGGUUUCUUGAAAAAUCUUCAUUGCAUCUCCUCGUUGACAAUUUUAGAUCUGUCAGAGAACAAAUUUGUCAGCCUUCCCACCUGCAUCAGUCAAUUUACUAAGUUGCAGCAGCUUUGUUUGACACACUGCAAGCAGCUUCGAGAGAUUCUAGCUCUCCCGCCAAACAUAACAUUUUUACAUGCAAAAGGCUGUGAAUCGCUAGAAACAUGUGCGGACUUAUCAGACGUGUUACGAUAUAAUCCAGAUGAAUCACCUUGGCUCAGACGAAUUGACUUCUCUAGCUGUCAGAAGCUGAUUCAGGAUCAAUGCUCCAGCAAUUGCAAUAUGCUUUCAAUUGAGGGAUUGCUUGGAGAGACUCGGGUUGACAUUUUUUAUCCAGGAAGCAAGAUCCCAAAGUGGUUCGCCCAUCAAAGCACGAGAGGACUCAUAAGGUUUCCUGUAUUUUCAGAAUCAUACCGUGACAUAGCAGGCUUGGCCUUUUGUGCUAUUGUCGGUUCAGCUAAUCGGAAGGAAGCCAGUAUUUCAUGCGAGAUCCAGUUGUUUGUCAACAAGCAAGAAACUUAUGGUUGUGUAGAUUGUUUUUCCUCGUUGGAGUCUGACCAUAUAUGGCUUUUAUACGUUCCCCGGCGAAUGAUGUGGGGAUUGGACGCAAAAUUGCUGAGUCAUUGCAGUCGAUUUACUGUACUGUUCCGGGCAUUGGAGGGGACUCUAAGAAGCUGUGGGGCGCAUUUGGUGUACAAACAAGGUAAGCAACCAAAUGACACGGAAAUUUACGAAAGUGUCGAUCCUCUGAAUUCGAACAUGAACCUUAUGAGUUCCCGUGCUCAAAGCUGCAUUAUGAAAUCCUUAGUCGUUGCCUCGUCUCCUACGUACACUGAUACAUUCCAUUUAGAGAUGGCCGGCCGUCUCGCCCGAACUCUCCGCGAGAUUGCCGGCCGUCUCGCCCGAACUCCCCGCAGGAUUGCCAGCUGUCUCGCCCGAACUUUCUGCAAGUGCCCUGGGCGGCGGCUCAGAAGGCGUCAAACCGCGGCCGCCGCGGAUCAGAUGCCUUGGGACUACUAUCCAGACCACAACGAAGUGUCACUGAGAUCCUUUGACGAGGGCCGUGGAUCGAUCGCCGCGUCGGCCGAGGAGAUCACGCCGGCGAUUUCCGGAGCCGUCGGGGAGUCCAACUGUCCAUACAGAUACGACGUGUUCCUGAGCUUCCGCGGCGAGGACACGCGCAGCGGCUUCGCCGGCCACCUCCACGCGGCGCUGGACCAGCGAGGGAUCGCCGCGUUCAUGGACGAGGAGGAGCUCCGGAAGGGCGAGGAGAUCGCGCCGGCGAUCCUCGGAGCCAUCGGGGAGUCGAGGAUCUCCAUCGUCGUGUUCUCGGAGGACUACGCGUCCUCUGGGUGGUGCUUGGACGAGCUGGUGAGGAUCGUGGAGUGCGGGGAUACGAUGGGGCAGAUCGUGUGGCCGGUGUUCUACAAGGUGGAUCCGUCGGAGGUGAGGAGGCAGAGGGGGAGGUACGGGCAAGCCCUGAUCAAGCACGAGGAGAGGUUGAAGUCGAAGGGCGGCGAUUCGGAGAAGGUGGAGAGGUGGAGAGAAGCACUGACUGAAGCAGCUAACAUCUCUGGCUGGCAUUUGGUUGACGAGCGCGAGUCUAAUGUCAUUCACAGCAUUGUGAAGAGUAUAUGGGCCAAACUGAAUCGAGAUCAGUUACCUGUCCCUGAAAACCUGGUUGCCAUGGAUUCACAUGUGUCCCAUAUGCAUACUUUGCUAGAAAUGGAAUCAAAUGAGGUUCGCAUGGUCGGAAUUUGUGGACUUGGAGGAAUAGGGAAGACUACUAUCGCCAAAGCUACUUACAAUGCUUUUGCGGACAAAUUUGAGUGUUGCGGCUUUCUUUCCAAUGUUAGAGAAACUUAUGAGAAAUUCGCAGGCGGUGGCCUACUUCAGCUUCAAGAGGCACUUAUUUCCGAGGUAAUGUGGGAUGAUGGUCUGAAGCUUGGGAAUGAACACAGAGGUAUGAGCAUGAUAAAGAGUAGACUUUGCAGAAAAAAGGUCCUCGUUGUCCUGGACGAUGUGAACCAGUCGAUCCAAUUGGAAACACUAGUUGGAGGACAUGAGUGGUUUGGUUGUGGAAGUAGAAUCAUCAUAACGACUAGAAAUGAGCAUUUACUGGCUGCUCAUGGCGUAGCAAGUAUGUACAAGGUUCAACCAUUAGACCGUUUAACGGCUCGUAUGCUCUUCAGUUCAUUUGCUUUCCCGAAUGUUUCUCCUCCUCCAGAUUAUGAAGAGCUUUCAUAUAACGUAGUGGAUUACACCAAAGGACUUCCUUUAGCUAUAAAAGUUUUGGGUUCUUUUCUUCGAGAUAGAAACUUAUUUCAAUGUAAAAACGCAUUAGAUAAAUUGAAGAGUGUUUUCAAUAGAGAAAUCUUCAGUGUUCUGAGAAUGAGCUUUGAUGGUCUAGAUGAUUGUAACAAGGAUAUUUUUCUUGACAUCGCAUGUUUCUUCAAGGGAGAGAGUAUAAGUUAUGUGAGAAAAAUCUUGGAGAGCUGUGAUCUCUACCCGGAUAGUGGAUUUGCUGAUCUUAUAAAGAAGUCGCUCAUCACCAUUGAGUAUGGCAAGCUGGAGAUGCAUGAUAUGAUUCAAGAAAUGGGAAGAGAAAUUGUUCGUAGGGAAUCUCCCAAAGAGCCUGGGGAGCGCAGCAGAUUGUGGUUCUAUGAGGACGUGCUUCAUGUGCUAACAGAAGGCACGGGAACUAAUAAAGUGGAAGCAAUAAUGCUCAAGUUGGCUGCUCCUGAAGAAGUACACUUUCGUGCUCGAGCCUUCAUAAAAAUGAGAAGGCUCAGAAUUUUCUUGGCUCGCAAUGUAUACCAUUCAGGUGAACCCAUAUACUUUCCCGCUGAAUUAAGAUGGCUGGAAUGGCCCGAUUACUCUCCACCAUCGGUGCCAUUCAAAAGCAAAAGUGGCCACAGGAAACUUGUAGGUCUAGACCUGAGUAAAAGCAGCAUCCGCAUAUUGGGGAAGGAAUUCAAGCGUUUUAGAAAUUUGAGGUCUGUUAAUUUCAGCCACUGUACAUUGCUGAAUGAAAUUCCCGAUGUAUCGUCACUGCCAAAUCUUGAGAGUUUGGAUCUCCAAGAGUGUACCAAUCUUGUUGAGGUUCAUCAGUCUCUCGGACGUCUUGACAAGCUCGUAUAUUUGAACUUUUUGAACUGCCGCAAUCUUAGCUGUUUCCCAAACAGUCUGAAGUCGAGUUCUCUUCAAGAUCUGAUUCUUAGAGGUUGCUUAAAGCUUUCAAGGUUUCCAGAUAUACUUGUACCAAUGAAACGUCUGAAAACACUUGCGCUUCAUGAGACUGCCAUUGAAGAACUACCCUCUUCCGUCAUGAAUCUCGUUGAACUGAAAGAGUUGUAUUUAAGAGACUGUGCGGACCUUAAAAACCUUCCUUGUAGCAUCUAUAAACUGCAGCAUCUUGAGCUUAUAUUUGUUGAUGGUUGCUCACAACUUAGCAAGUUCCCAGAAUGUUUGUGUGAAUCAAGUGAUUGCACCAAUGUCUCUCUCCCGUUAGCCCUUCCGAAUGUUAUCAACUUGAAUUUGCAAAGAUGCAGCUUAUCAGAGCUUAGUUUCUUAAAAAAUCUUCAUUGCAUGUCCUCGUUGACAAUUUUAGAACUGUCGGAGAACAAAUUUGCCAGCCUUCCUACCUGCAUCAGUGAAUUUACUAAGUUGCAGCAGCUUUGGUUGACGCUCUGCAAGCAGCUUCGAGAGAUUCUAGCUCUCCCGCCAAACAUAACAUAUUUACAGGCACAAGGUUGUGAAUCGCUGGAAUCAUGUGCAGACUUAUCGCACAUGUUGCGAUAUAAUCCAGAUGAAUCACCACGGCUCAGACGAAUUGACUUCUCUGGCUGUCAUAAGCUACUUCAGGAUCAAUGCUCCAGUAGUUACGAUAUGCUGUCAAUUGAGGGAUUGCUUGGAGAGACUCGGGUUGACAUUUUUCAUCCAAGAAGCAAGAUCCCAAACUGGUUCACCCAUCAGAGCAUGAGGGGACUCAUAAGGUUUCCUGUGUUUUCAGAAUCAUACCGUGACAUAGCAGGCUUGGCCUUUUGUGCUAUUGUCGAUUCAGCUAAUCGGAAGAAAGCCAGUAUUUCAUGCGAGAUCCAGUUGUUUGUCAACAAGCAAGAAACUUAUGGUUGUGUAGAUUGCUUUUCCUCGUUGGAGUCUGACCACAUAUGGCUUUUAUACGUCCCCCGGCGAAUGAUGUGGGGAUUGGAUGCAAAAUUGCUGAGUCAUCACAGUCAAUUCACUGUACUGUUCCGGGCAUCGGAGGGGGCUCUAAGAAGCUGUGGGGUGCAUCUGGUGUACAAACAAGGUAAGCAACGAAAUGACACAAAGAUUGACGAAAGCAUCGAUCCUCUGAAUUCGAACACGAAGCUUAUAAGUUCCCAUGUUCGAAGCCACAAAAGGAAGGAAAGAUUUUCAAGCUCCUGACACAGUACACUAUGAUUCGAAAUUAGCUUCUUGUAAUUUAGUGUAGGGGGCUAUGUUAAUACCCUUUCGAGCGGCUUUGAUUGUGUGUUUCCUCAUAGCGAAAAUAAACUUCUUCUUGUGUUUUUCUUAACCCUCAGAUUAUGUGAUCAUCGUCCAUCUUUUCCUCACUGAGAAAGUGCAAGGAUGUUCCUGGCUA
Molecule: messenger RNA, 7214 nt
Organism: Syzygium oleosum
Lineage: Eukaryota; Viridiplantae; Streptophyta; Magnoliopsida; Myrtales; Myrtaceae
Biological process (GO): defense response; signal transduction
Molecular function (GO): ADP binding; ATP hydrolysis activity
Source: RefSeq, a predicted model, not a curated record